AUGGCCGAAGACGAAGAAAGAUCGCCACUCCUGGCGUCCAAGGGCAAAGGCAGGGCCGAAGACGAUUCCUCUUUGUCCGAGUCAGCGCCUCUGUUAUCCAGCUCUUCUGCGACUCCCCGAUAUGAUGGCGAGCAAGACGACCCUGAGAGGUCCCGCGCUGCCUCCCUUGCUUCGAACCCGCCGAGCACGACCACUAAGAGUUCUGUACGAUGGGCGUCUGUGAUAUCCAUUAUUGUACUGAUCUUGCUCGUGUUUGGUAUUAUGGCCGGCUGCUUUUUCGUGCCCUCGGCGGUUCAAGAGUAUGCGACGCAAGCUGCGGUCAUUGAACCGACGAAUCUGGCCCUGGAAUCAAUCACGACAGACGGUGUGCGGGCGCGGGUGCAGGCGAACUUCAAGCUUGACGGCUCCAGAGUGCAAGAUACGACGUCUCGAAGGAUCGGAAAGUUUGCGACUUGGAUUGUGAGGCAGCUGGGAACGGAGCAGACGAAGGUUGGCGUUUUCUUGCCGGAGUAUGACGACGCUUUACUAGGCACUGCUGUGGUGCCGCCACUCACUAUCAGCAUCGUCGAUGGUCAAACCACGGCGGUCGAUUUCAUCGCUGAGCUGUCGCCUGGCGACGCCGAAGCAUAUCGAAAGAUUGCCAACGAAUGGCUAGACGGGAAGCUUGACCAGCUCAAGGUGCUUGGAAAGGCCAAUAUUCCACUCAAGUCCGGAAUCCUCCCACUUGGUACUCAUCCAGUGAGCGAGGUCUUGGUAUUUGAAGCGAACCAAAUCCCUACGCUGCCAAAGUACAACAUCUCGCGCCUCAAUUUCCAAGACUUACCAGAUUCAGAAGGUCAGCGAACCGCGGUUGGUGCCGACGUUGCUAUUACCGCCUACAACGAGUUUCCAGUCAGCCUAGAUGUACCCGAACUUGGCUUUGAAGUUCUUGUCCCCAACUGCAAUUCCUUCGAUCCCUACAUUCUCCUCGCCGACGCCACCACCAAACCCCUCUCAAUCAAGCCACGAACUGAUGUCACUGUCAAUGUUUCGGGAAUCAUCCGGGAGCUUCCAAAGUCCUUGACGCGAGUCUGCCCCAACUCGAAGUCGUCACCUCUGGACAAAUUCUUGGACCAGUAUAUGCAUGGCGAGGCCGCCACUGUCUACGUCCGUGGCCGGAAAAUGCCCGAUUCGGACACUCCGGAGUGGGUCGGCGAUAUCUUGUCCGAAAUCACUGUUCCUGUCCCCUUCCCGGGUCAGGGUUUUGACAACCUUAUCAAGAGCUUCUCUCUCACUGACGUGAACUUUCAACUGCCUGACCCUAUGGCGGAUCCGGAUGACCCCGAUGGAUCGCCAAAGGUAUCGGGUACGGUCGAGGUCCUCGCUAGUCUACCGAAAGAGAUGAACUUCGACAUCAAUGUCACGGACUUGCGAGCCACGGCAGACGUCAUGUACCAGCACAAGAAACUCGGGGAACUCAACCUUGACAGGUGGCAGUCUGCCAACUCGACCAAAGAGGACGGCGACGAAAAGCACGAGCCUCUCCUAAGAAUCACUUCCCGGGUCAUUGACGCCCCCCUCAAUAUUACCGACGGCGACGUGUUGACCGACGUUAUGCAGAGACUUCUCUUCGGUGGAAAGCAGGUUCUGUUAGAUGUCAAGGCCGGUGUCGACAUCCGAGUCAACACGGCUCUAGGAAACUUGGUCUUGAAGGAUGUCCCUGCUGAGGGCAAAAUCCCGGUAAAACCUUACACUGGUGCAGCUCUACCUGGCGACACCUUUGGUAGCAUCCACCCGCAAGUGGGAGAUGUGAAGAUAAUCAGUACCUCCUCCUCUGCGAUGACUCUUGAGGCGCUGGUGAACAUCACAAACCCCACACCGUACACAGCCUCCAUACCAUAUGUCAACAUACAUAUCGUCAGAGACGGGUUCGUGCUUGGCAGUGCUACUGCGGAGAAUUUAAGAGUCGUUCAGGGCAACAACACGAACUUGGUCGUUAGAGCAAACUGGGAUCCGACCUCUGAGGGCGAAGCUGGCCGCAAGAUUGCCAGUGAUAUGAUAUCAGAAUAUCUCUCUGGACGUAACGUCACAAUAGACGUCAAGACUCAUCGAGGGACGAUACCGACUGCUCCACUCAUUGGCGAGGGGCUAUCCAAACUGAACAUCAGCAUCGCCGCUCCGAAGUUGGACCUUCCUGGGGAAGGCGGGAAGAAAGGGCAUUUCAUCAGAGAUGCGACUUUCCAUGUGCUUUCUUCUACAGCGACGUUUACUCUGGUGUCUCCGCUACGGUACAACACUAUCUAUGUCGAUUGGGUCAAUGCCACAGCAUUGUACAACCAUACUGAGCCGGUUGGCCGUAUUGUUUACGACCUUCCCUUUGCGGCGCCUCCCGGGACAUCUGUGACGCCAAAGCUGCCCGUAGACUGGUCUAUGGGAUCUGUGGGUUAUGACGCCGUGAGGAGGGCGAUUGGAGGGGUCCUGACUCUCGACGCAAGUGCAAAUGUUACGGUGCGGAUUGGGAAUUGGAAGGAUACGGUCUGGUACGAGGGCCAAGGAAUAGGCGCAAGCAUUCGUUUGUAA
Molecule: messenger RNA, 2559 nt
Organism: Colletotrichum orchidophilum
Lineage: Eukaryota; Fungi; Ascomycota; Sordariomycetes; Glomerellales; Glomerellaceae
Exons: 3
Coding region: 1-2559 (852 amino acids)
Cellular component (GO): fungal-type vacuole membrane
Source: RefSeq, a predicted model, not a curated record